GCAGGAAGUCAUCUAUUGGGUAUUAAUCUUAAAAACUCUGAAGUUAAAUGCUUGUAAUUUCAUGGCGUUGAUUUAAAGUUGACGUCCAACCAUUAGUUUUGCUAUUGUUUAAAAGAAGAGCGCGUGAAAUAUGGAGUACGUUUCUAAUUAUAAGAAAAAUUAAAACAGAAGCACGAUAUUAUGUGUAGCCUAAAGAGGAUAUCGUUUUUCCUAUAAAUCUAUUAUAUCAAGUGAGCUAACAAGAAGUCAUUCUACUUUUCUUGAUUCGAAAUAAGGAAUUGAGGGUUAACAACCACUUUACACUAUAUUUUUACCAGAUGAAAAAUGGCGUGAGGCGCAUGUCAAAUUAACCACUUUAUGCUCGGAUACUAAAGGAACGUUUUUUUUUCCCUCUAUUGGAUUUAUCUUUUAAAUUACUAUAACCGUCAAUCAAAGAGGAGACAGAUAAACUCUGUUAUUUUAAAGACCUGAGCACUUGUACUCAAAAUUGUAGCGAGGGAGUGGAAGGCCCACAGGAGGAAAGCUUGUUACUUCUACCUUAUAUGUUAGAAACUCGGUUCAACACUUUUUUGACUACAAAAAGAGUUCAUAAGCAGAAAUUUAAUAACUCACUCUGUGGAAGCUCUUCACCUAACUUUGUGGUUAAAGAAUUAUGCGAACCUCUGCACUUACCGGGUCGAAUCUCGUAUAACGAGCGCUCACAAGAGUUACAUAUGGCAAAAAAGCGUUGCGGACUACAGCACACCCAGUGCUAUGCGGAAUUAUGACUCUGUCGGAUAAGCACUUUAUCGUCAGACUGCAGCUUUUGCAACUCAUUUAUGCGAAUUCUUUUAUCGAGGAUUACUAUUAUAUUAAGUAUACAUCUACAGCGUGUCAAGACGGUAGCAGCCCUCGCUCCUCUAAUCCUUCACGUUUGGAUGUCAUAAUUAAGGGGUUUCCAUGCCCAAGCUUCAAGAAAGCCACUGCCAUAUGCGUGAGGUCCGCUCGUUCUAAACGAGCCCCCUUGAAAACCAAGAAUCUAUUGCUUAUCAUUGAGCGCUGUUAUGAACUACUGCUAAGCGUGGAAGAGUUUGGAGUACUUUGUCGAUACUACAAAAACCUUUUCGCCGAUUUAUUUUCAAGAGCAAAUCGCUAUAUGUCGCCUUUUUGGAAUUUCCCCAGCUGGAAUUCCACUUGGAGCCAGUGACAGAACGUUUUUGAUUUCUCUCUCCAUUAAAAAGGAGACUUCCAUUGCAUACGUUACCCCGUUGCAUUGCCCAACAAAUUAGCGACUUGGUUCAACUGCUACAUAGGAAUCGUAGAGCGCUGUCUAGUAGUCAGCUGCAGCUGUUCUCAGGAUUUGCCUCCAACGUACUUUCAAUUCUCGGCCGGGCCAUUCUUAAUUUUCGCAGUGAAUUUUUUGAGAUAUUUAAAGUACUUCUUAAAGACUUGACUACUUUCAAGGACUUCUGCUCGACUUCGCUUGGAAUGGAGGUGACGAUUUCUCUUACGCAGCAGUAUCAGACAAUUAACCCUUCUUGUACCUUAAACCACUUGAGUCGACAAUUAAAAAUUCCUUGUGAUUUCGACGUUGAACUUGGAAAGCCCAGAAAGACUUUUUAUACUUGUCUGAGAUUUUACAAUCCUACUCUUUACUGGAUCAUACGAAAUUAAUAGUGGAAAGAGAGGACAAAUGUAUUUAAAGUAA
Molecule: messenger RNA, 1687 nt
Organism: Zophobas morio
Lineage: Eukaryota; Metazoa; Arthropoda; Insecta; Coleoptera; Tenebrionidae
Exons: 11
Coding region: 764-1186 (140 amino acids)
Source: RefSeq, a predicted model, not a curated record